Neoarthrinium moseri is the source of this 492-nucleotide messenger RNA. RefSeq lists its product as uncharacterized. The transcript has a single exon. The record is from RefSeq and is a predicted model, not a curated record. Lineage: Eukaryota; Fungi; Ascomycota; Sordariomycetes; Amphisphaeriales; Apiosporaceae. Bases 1 to 492 code for a protein of 163 amino acids.
AUGGCGAAGGCGCAACUGGGACCAGGCUCUUUCAGCCUUCCAGUCAUCUACCGCCUCUUCUUCCUCAUUAUCGAGCCCAUCUCGGCACUCGUCGGGGCAUUCUACGCGCACUUCCGCCAGCCGGAAUAUAUGGCAUUGACCCAUGCGUCCACCGCCGUGUCUCCAAUCCCGACGGGAACCUCCAUCAUCAUGUCGCAGCUUGCGAACUUGUACCUGCUCUUCGCGCUCAACGAGGCACUCGUGCUGCGGUCGACGGGCAACUUGAGAACCUGGAAGACGGUUCUUUUCGUCCUGCUGCUUGCGGACAUCGGGCACCUGUACUCUGUCUCUGCUGUCGGGUCGCGAGUUUACUGGGACGUUGCUUCGUGGAACGCGAUUGAUUGGGGUAAUGUGCCCUUCGUGUACCUGGGGGCUUCCAUGCGUAUUGCGUUUCUAGCCGGCGUUGGACUAGGAGGAGCUCAGACGGCCGGGGCGGCGAAGAAGACGAAUUAA